This is a messenger RNA of Phytomonas sp. EM1, 2364 nucleotides long. NCBI's taxonomy places the organism in Eukaryota, Euglenozoa, Kinetoplastea, Trypanosomatida, Trypanosomatidae. The record is from the annotation of a GenBank genome assembly.
AUGUCUGGUAAAAAUCACAGAGGCGCGGCCGGCCUGAACCCCAAUGCGGAUCCGUUCCCAGUGGGAAUGGCGCUGCCCAGCGGCACGGUAUCCGGCAAUAACUUCAUGGAGAAUAACAACCCGGAAAACUUUCACAUGAUGAAUCCCAUGGAUGUGAACCCCGGCUAUGGAAUGAGCCCGCAGUACGACGGUGGGAACUACAACCGCGGGAGCCGUUAUAACGCGAACUACAACAUGAACUCCCCCCUCCAGCAGGGCGGCUACCACCCGCCCUACGGCCCGCCCCACCCUAACGACCUGCCGUACAGCAACACCCCGAACGUCGGGCGCCCCCCGAUGGCGGGCUCCCACCGCCAUGGGGGAAACCUGCCGAUGAAUAUGAACCUCGGCGGUGGGGGUUACGGCCCCACCGGGGGGGGCGGUGGCGGCCUCAACAUGGGCGGCCUCAUGGAUCGCCCGCAGCCGCAUCAUCUGAUGCAGGGCGGCGGCUACAACGUCGGGCCCCCACAGCCCCCGCAGCAGCCGGGAAUGGGAGGGGGAGGCGGCUACGGGGGCUACCGCGGGAACCUCGCGGGCCACCCGCAAGGAGGGGGGUACGCACCGGAGAUGCUGCGGAACGCGACCCCUUCCCCGGCGAGCGCGCCCCUCCCGCAUCACCGCCAGAAUCAGUCGCAGGCCGGGCACCCGCCACUGACCACGACAAACGCGGCGUUGCGCGUGAAAGAACCCCCGAAGGUGAUCCUCGUAACGGGUUUCCGCAUGACAGGCAAGACGACGAUCGCGAAGAAGGUUGCGGAGUUUCGGGAUUACGAGUACGUUGGGCUCCGUGGCGAGGACGCGGAGGACGUCGAGGUCUCGAACGGAACCAACUCCUCCCGCUUCAUGCCCUUGACCUGCAUCUUAGAGCGGAAGAAAUCUAUCAAAGGCAUCGUGAUCGAUGACGCGCUGAUGCGGAGUAAAUACGAGCCCUACCACGUGAACUACCUCCUUGAGAAGGCGGGUCUUCACAUCGACAUCCUCGUCAUCAUCACCAACGAGCUGAGCGACAUCUUGAAGCGUGGCUUUUCCUUCGAGAGCGCGGCGCAAAAACAGGCCCACCCGGAGAGCUUCGAGUUUGGCGAGAAGGUGGAGGAGGCAAACAAUAGUGAUAAGGGUGCCCCCAUCAUCGUCCUCGACGGAACGGAAUCGCUCGAGGUGUUGGCAAACGAGGUGAUUAAGCAGCUGGUGGAGGUCGAGGCGCGUGGCUUGCCGUCGUUGCGGCUGCCUAAAAUUGAGUUCAUCCGGAAAUCCACGUUGGUGACGGAUCCAAACCUGGUCGAGUCGGUACUCGCCGCCGAGAUCGACGCGCUGGAGCUGAAAACACUGCCGUAUGGGUUUCCCUAUUCGGAGCCAAACUAUUUGUUGGGCUACCUUGAGUUUGUUCGUAACGCGUUGCUGUUUAAGAGCUACUUGGUGGUGCCGUGGAUAUGGGGAGACAAGGUAUCCCUCAUCGGUUAUGACGAUAAGGUGUAUAUCCACCUUCCGUCGUAUAAGAUAAUCUUCCUGAUGCAAGAAGUCCCGGCAGCCCUGCAGGACCUCCUGGCUCGCCUCAAGGAGGAGCAGUCGCAGAAAGACGAUAAGCCUUCCACCGCGAAGACUUGCCUUUUUAGUCUAGAGGCGACCAUGCUGGAUAAUAUCAUUUAUAUAUCGGAUCUGAUGGUGAUGGGUAAGCACUUGGGAAGUAAAAUGCUGCUGCCCAAUCGCAUCGAGUUGCUGAAUGAGUCUCUCGGUAAGCUUCCCGCGGAUGGCACUUUGAGGCUUCUAGAGUACUUCCCAGUGAACAAAAUAAGCAAGUGCAUGGAGAAGUACGCCAACGUCGCACGGGGUAUCCUUUUCGUUAACCCAGACGGUAUGGCCGCUGGUUCCUACGAGAGCCGAAACUUUAUUUAUCCCUGUGAAGACAAGAAAACCGUCAAAAUUCGGAUUUGGGGUGGACACUUGGAAGAGAAUGGCAUGUGGUGCUUUGAUGCGUAUGCCCGCGACAGCGAAGGCGAGGUCCGUGUGACGAAUGCCGACAAUGUGCAAAUCCCCGUCUACAUCCCUGACGCGCAGGUGGGGGAGUUCACGAUCAACGAUGGCAACAUCAUCGAGUGCGUGCUUGAGCAAAAACCCCCUUCACCGACCCCCAAGGGUGGCAAGAAGGGUAGCAAGUCGAAUCCCACAUCCUACUUUGUCUUCCAAAAGCGCUGUAACUGGCAGGUUGGGCCGACCACAUUGUACUACCAGUCGGCGUUUGUCGCGAAACCAAUGUGGGCGAGUAGCUCAUUCCUGGAGACUUGUUCAGCAAUUCCAUAUAAGUCGGUUUGUCUUCCAGCGCAGGGUUAA